Molecule: messenger RNA, 6423 nt
Organism: Phytophthora infestans T30-4
Lineage: Eukaryota; Oomycota; Peronosporomycetes; Peronosporales; Peronosporaceae
Product: inositol-3,4-bisphosphate 4-phosphatase, putative
Exons: 7
Coding region: 1-6423 (2140 amino acids)
Cellular component (GO): cytoplasm
Molecular function (GO): phosphatidylinositol-3,4-bisphosphate 4-phosphatase activity
Source: RefSeq, a predicted model, not a curated record
AUGUACACAGCCACGCUGCUGCUGCUACUCGCCUUCGCGUCAACUCUGCCGACCGGAGCCGCGGUCGAAGAAGCAGAGGUGUUUGGCUCGGUACCGGCGCUGGCGGCGUUAGAAAAGCACGACAUUAAGCUCGAGCUUGAACAGAUGAGAGCAAUCUCCAGAGGAGACGUGGGCGUUGACGGUCGAAGCCCCGUCGUCCAUGAACCGCAGGAAGUGGAGCAUUUGCUGCAGGUACAGAGCACGACCGACUCGUCCGAGUGUUCGGGUAGUUCAGGAGGUGCAGAAACGAUCGAAUUCCCGCAGUCAGACCACUAUAGUCAGUCUUCAAGUGUCAGCGGUGCGACUUCAGGCUCAGGGGCGGAGAACGAGGACGCUGUCGUGGGGAUUACGCUCGGUUUGGGCGGACUCGAUAUCUCCAUUGGCUCAGUAGACGUCGCUGUCGGAUCAGGCGGAGUUGAUGUAUCGGCAGGCUCAGCAGGUAUCUCAGUGGGCUCAGGAGGCAUCGAGGCCACAGUUGGCUCGGGGUCGUACGGGCUUGGCGUUUCUGUAGGAUCGGACGGCUUCGAUGCCACUGUGGGGUCGAGUGGCCUCGAGGUAUCGACAGGAUCACACGGUUUGGAUGUCACGGUAGGGUCCCACGACCUGGGUGUUUCAGUGGGAUCAGGAGGCGUUGGCGCUACUGUGGGCUCGAAUGGCCUUGAUGUCUCUACUGGAUCACAGGGCUUAGUUGUUUCGGUUGGAUCCCAUGCUCUGGACGUGUCAGUUGGAUCAGGUGGCAUUGAUGCGACUGUGGGGUCGGAUGGCCUUGAGAUUUCAACGGGAUCACAUGAUUUGGGUGUAUCGGUAGGGUCCCAGGACUUGGAUGUGCCAUUCGAGUCUGGCGGCAUUGGAACUACUGUGGGGUCGAAUGGUAUUGACGUUACGGUCGGGUCUCGUGAAGUCCAUCUCGAUGCUAGCUCCAGGAAUAUCGACGCGUCUGUAGGCUCACAAGGCAUCCACGUUACUACCAGCUCUUCCGAUGUCGAUGUGUCGGUCGGAUCUAAGGGUGUUCACUUCGGAGCUAGCUCAACGCAUCUCGACACGGAUGUUGGCUCCAACAGCGACCAGGUCUACACCAGUCCUCCAACUGUCGAUCCCAAUGUCCAGAUUACUACAGCACCUUUAAGCGUGGAUGUGUCUGGAGGAUCUGGUGAUGAUCAGGUGGUUGUCGGUUCUACUGAAACCGGCCCACCCACUGCGCAGCAGUCUACGUCCUCCCAUUCAGAGGAACGAUCUAGUAUUCUGGAUGCGACGCUAGGGCCAAGCUGGAACAUUUCCGCUGCGAGGGAAGAAACCCGUUCCCCGGAGAUACAAAGCAACUCCUCUGCCUCAUCAGAAGAAUCGGCGGUGUCAACGGAAGCAUCGCCGGUAAAUGACACCUCACCUGGAUCGUACAGCGGCUCGAGCGACGUUGUCCAGGUCUAUUCAUUCACAACAAGCAAUAGUUCAUCAAGUGUAUCGGAAUCGAGAAGCGAGGGCUGGUGGAGCGGAAGUGAAUACUACGAGCCGUAUACUUCAACCUAUUGCCGAUGUAAGGCUACAGAGUGCCAGAACGAAUACCCGGGCGAGUCCAGUGGUUCCACGUGCGAAAGCAAGCUUUCCGAUGGCUCGUGUCCCUCAGGGUACAAGACUGUCGCAGAGGCGACGUUCACUCUCUUGGCUGGCGAUAUCAUCGGAGCGUUCUACAAUUUGGGGAAGGAAGACCCGAUUACCCGCAACAACAAAUGGUGGAUCACUAUUUCGCUCCCAAGUGGAUGGAGAUUUGUGGCGUGGGAAAACACGGCAGUCAAAGUGACGCUGCGGGGCGACGACAAGUACUACUCGUCGGCUGUACGUGUCCACAGCUGUGAAGACGUGACGAACAGCGACAACUGCGACAGCGAUUCUCACAGAUAUGGCUUCGUCGACGUCAUGAACCUUAUUGAAGGCCGAGGAGACCUGAUGACGUCGAGCUCUCGUGGUCCAAUGUCUUUCGUCUUGUCGAAGAGUAUCAUCACUGGCGCCAAGGCUUCAAGCAGCUCUGUGGGUGUCAGUGUGUCGCUGUCUUAUGAGACCUCGGCCGGAGCGCUCAAGUCCGCUGCUACUUCCCGACGUAUGCGGGAGCUAACAGUGAUUGCUUCUGACUCCAUAACUUUUACUUCGACGGAGGAUUUUAGCGCUCUCACUCUCGCUACCAUGGCGUUGCCCUCUAUUCGAAGAGGCCGCUUGGAUUCGUCGCUGGUGUGGAUGGAGGAGGACACUGAGAUUCUGAUGCUGUCGUUCUCAACGUCUACUAUCGUUGGCCCCAGCUCAGACAACCCAAAAGUAUGCGUCGACAUGCGCUCGUCGUAUUGUGCAAGCAAAGGACGUGAGCCUACGUCGACUGUGAGCUUCGGGUCUUUCACGCAGGCUUCUUACGUGCAAGGCGGAAAUCCUUUCCUCAAUCUUUACGCUGACCCUGGUGCUACGAACCUGAACAUAGAGAGCAGCAACGCCAGCUACUUCUGUGUGACGAAUCUACUUCCGUCGGGUGUCAAGACCAACGAUUCGUGGGAGAUCAGGACGACCUUCACGUUUCAGAUUCAAGUAACAAACGUGGCGUGGACUAGCAACGAGGGUGAAGAGGGUGUCACUACCGGCUUCCGCUUGCCUCCUCUCAGCGAAGUUGUGCUGAUGGACGGCAGCGCCGUGAUGGGCAGCGACUGCGCACAGACGCUAGUUCACGCGAAGACAUACUCCAAGUCUACUCUAAGUGUCUACAGUGUCAUGUCGAUCACAUUCUUCGCUGUUGCUCUGGCUGGUGCUGUCCUCGUUACACGAAUGAAUGGCAUCUCUUUCUCCAGGCCUACAUUUUACAACGACAUGACGUCGCUGUCUGUGAUGAUGAUCUUCGUCCUGUGCAUCGUUGGCAACGCGAUUUGGAUCAGUGUUUCGACCAAGGCAUCGUCGGCACGGGGAACAGACAUUUACUACCUGAUGUACGCGAUUUCUGUCUGUUUCACGUGGACGAUGAUGACCUCAGUAUGCUUCCACUGGGGAACUGUGCUGUUCCACAACGUGGGACCCUCUGGACGUCUAUUGGUGUUCGUCGUCUACGUGAUCAUUAACGUCGCAUUCUAUACCGUCCAGCUUUUCGGCGUCGUUAGUCUCACCGAUUUCUACAAAUGUACAUACGAUGACUACCUCAAGAACCCAUUCUACAAUAUGCGCUUGUGCUCGGACGACUACUGCCCCGACCUGCAGCCGACUCAGUGGAAAUAUGCGGUCAACAAUGUGUGCAAAGACGUCAGCUACUCGGGCUGGUUCUUCCCGCUUCACCAGAGUGCAGAGCUGCUGAUCUUCCUGACUUCAGUGGCGUUGCUUGUGCUAGGAACGUUUGUGAUCCAGCGUGGCGUGCGGCUCAUUGAUCAGUCGGGCGAUAUCUUCGAUGAUCACGUGGUGCAGGUGAUGAAGAAGUCGUUGAUCACGUACCUGGUGGUGAUCCUGUCGAUUGCCCUUGUACUCGGAACAUCCUGCAUCAUGAACUCAAUUCUGCACUGGAAGAAUUGGAGUAUCGACUCUGUCGUGUGGUAUGUUUUCUCCAUCUGGCUUCCGACUCUGGUGCCGCCGAUUGGAUUUCUGUUGCUGCAGUGGAACCCUCGUUUGCAUGGAAUGAAUUGGAACCCGUCGUUGCACGUCAAGGACCCGCAGUUACUUCAUCGUACGAUGUCAAGCAUCUCGGAGAAGGUUGAAAGUGGCAAGUUCGACAUGUCUGGAAAUGGUACUGGACUAAGCGACGGCUGGGCUGGUAUUCUACGUUUUCCUGACACGGAGUACAACCCCAUUGGCCAGGAGAGUGUCGAUGGCACGCAGAAUGUGCUGGCACUAGCAGUUCAGCUCGUGUCGCCUAUUCCUCUUACACACGCGUGCUUUAUUGAGCUCUACGUGGCGGAGAAUACGAACCCUGAAGGCGGUGAGAACGAUGUGACCGGAGAAGACCAUUACGAAGACCUCCCAGUACUGAGUUACCGUCGCUCUUCCAUCAGUACAUUCAUUGAGAGCGGACUGCACCAAGAAGGAAUACUUAGUCGUCGCAGUCAGUCCAUCUCUCUGCUUGGCGCUAACGCGUUGCCCACACCUCAGCCCGUAUCUAACCCAACAGCGAAGUGGUCGCGUGUGGGCUUCACUGAGACUGUACUCCCUACUCUGGUGACUGGCAACUCUGAAAACACCGGCGGUGUGACGCAAAUCGCUACGUUUUUGUCGGUGCUUCAGAUCCCGGUGAUGCCUGCGAAUCCGCUUCUCCGCUUUGUGGUGUACGAAAUCCCAGAGAAAACUUCCUCUCCGUCUUCUGAUGGGGACGUACGCGAGUCUCGUCAGCUGAUGCGUGCAUCGUCCAUACAGCUCGAUGAACGUGCUAGAAUCGCUCGCGUAUCUGGGAUGGGAAUGGCCCCACCGUCACGUCCGAAGGUGUUCUGCGAGUUCUCGUGUGCCUGCGAUGACAUGCUGUCCGCCGACGAGGUGAACUUGGUAGCUCGACAAGUCUCUUACCGCAAUCGGUCACCAAUCCCGACAGUGCUUAGCGACGGAACUGGCACUGAGUCUCCGAAUGUUAACGCUACUAUUGGAGCUGCUACCCUUGAAGUGGAUCCGUCGGUACCGCGCCUUCGCGUCAAGUCAAUGACUGUCUCCCCACGUCAACUCAAGGAAAACUCGGGCUUCUACAUCACGAAGAGUUUCCAGUUUGCUGAAGGUGACGAAAUGGUGAUCGAAGACAUGGUCGAGAGUCCGUUGACGAACGAACUGCCGCGCCAGUACCUGGAGCUACUAGUUACCGAUCGUGCGGAUGAUCUGGCGCGUGCACAGGCGGAUGCUGCGGAGUUCGAAGCGAGAGUGAAGAGUGGACUUGUGGGCAAUCUGUACGACAAUUUGAUCGAGCAGAUUCAGGGCGAGAACGACCAGACUGUGGUGCAAACGUGGCUGAACGAGCGCGUCCAGCAGCGUAAAAUGUACGUCGAGGCGCUGCGUGAGUGCCACCAGCUGUGUAUUGAGCGUGCGGGAGAAGGACUGAACUUCAAGGCCAGUACCGAGAAGAAGAGCCUCGUGUUGCGGUUCCUGCCCAUCAACCUGCACGUGCAGGACAUGUGGGUCGGUCCUACGGCGGAUCUGCGCUCGCAGCGAUCAAGACGCACGUCACCCAACGUUCGCGUGUAUCCUACGGUGACGGCCGGCGCGUUUGCAGCUCACUGUUUCAAGUUCCGCCACAACGGCAGCAUCCUGAGCUUACGAGCGAACCUGCAGAAGCGAUCGCUGUCGCGUGUGCAGAGCGACGUGUCAGACAAAAGCGUCGACGCUGUGGAUUGGACCAAUACGGAUACUCGCUCUACGGACGAGACACGCUGGCAUCUCACGACGCGGUUUGACAUGUGCUUCUCUCAGGCGCUGACUACGCUGGUGACGUCUUUCUGUCGCCAGUUGGAGUACUCGUUGCAGCACCCGAGCGACCGCACCUUCCUGCGAACGAUCGACUCUAUCGAAUUCCUCUUCCAGGUCGAGUCAUUGCUGUCCACACAGGGCAAGGAGAUCAGAAUGCUGGAAGAUUUCUCCGCCGCUGUAGAUGCACUCAAGCACGUGACGUUUGUGAUUGACACUUCGCCACCUACUCACCUCCCGUCUACGCUGCUUAAUCUGCACAUGAAGAACACCACAUUACCUGGUGUUGUAUCGGUGCGCUUGAGCAAGGGAUCUACUAAGGGAACCUUCACUGUGGCGAUUGGUGUGCGUUGUUCGGAAGACGUGCGAGCGUCGAUCCCGUCCGCUAUCCGAUCGGGCAGUUCCAUCACCGUCACCCCCGUGAUCUUUACACAGGGCAUCAACGAGAUGCAGACAUUGGCCAACAACGCCAGUACCAAGAAGACGACUCUGCAAGACAUCAUUAACCGCAAGAGCUUCUUCGUGCUGACGCGCUACAUCGAGAAGUACAAGCAACUCGCUACUCAGAGGCCAGACGCAGUGCCGACGCCAAUGAGCACGGUUGCGCCUCUUCUGGAAUCGCUGGAGGAGCGUAUUGCGGCGGCCAGUAAGCGGCAUGUCGUGAAGUCCAAGCACCCGAAGAUCAUUCAGGAGAGCUCGCGCUUGUGUCGUCUGUUGGGCGCUGGUCGAGUGACGUCGUGCAAGAGUGCCAAGGACCGCACCGGCAUGUCCGUGACGCUCGAGCAGGUGCGACUGCUGAGCGAGAAUCACGGUUUGCCCGAGGAGUUCGCGGUGCGCACGGUGUCGACCAUGCGCAGUAACGGUGUUCGCCUCGAGAACGCACUCAAGAACACCGGCAAGCGUCAAUACGCUUUCAAUGCAUUGCAACGCUCCCUGCUUCCGGAUGAGUACAAGUGUCCCGAAGGCACGUACGGCCGUGGCAACGUGAGCUAG